Molecule: messenger RNA, 954 nt
Organism: Jatropha curcas
Lineage: Eukaryota; Viridiplantae; Streptophyta; Magnoliopsida; Malpighiales; Euphorbiaceae
Gene: CLL1
Product: allergen-like protein
Biological process (GO): stomatal complex development; guard cell differentiation
Source: RefSeq, a predicted model, not a curated record
UAAUCUUUUCGGUAUAUGUCUUUGACUUAGACUCACUCUACCACACGCUCACAUGCACACAUACACAUUAAUGGCUUCUCUCUAAAAUCUCAGCUUUGCUCUUAGACCUUUUUCUCAGUUCAAAAAUUCUUUGCAAUACACGAUACGUGCUCACCUCCACUCGGCGAUGGCCGUACUACUACGCCACCGCCUAUCUACAGUACUCACUGCCUUCACUUUUCUGCUUUUCUUCUCUUCUUCAGCUACAACUCUCUCUGUACUCGGGAAUGGUUUCCAAAAGAGAGAGGAAGGAGAAAAAGGACGAGGAUUAAAGGCGUUUGACAGAGUUUUGACUCAGAAACGACUCAGUGGACCGGGUUCUUCACCGCCCACGUGUAGAUCCAAGUGUGGCAGGUGUUUGCCAUGUAAACCGGUACAUGUACCGAUUCAACCCGGUUUGAGUAUGCCGUUAGAGUAUUACCCAGAGGCUUGGAGAUGCAAGUGCGGCAAUAAGCUGUUUAUGCCUUAGAAAAAAAAUUGGAAAAAAAAGAAAGAGAGAGAAAAGGAGAGACAAAGGCAAAUUACAGUGAAAAAAGAGCUCUCUUUUUUAUGUUACUAUUUAGGUAACUAUUGGUGGGCAAUGGAGGUGGUGCAUUUCUAUGUCCUUACUGCUUACAAUAUGAUGAUUUUGCCACUGGACAAGGAGCUUUGGGAAUGUAAGUUGUAGAGGUGAGAUUACCAAGAGAGAUCUCUUCCUCUUUCUCCCUUUAUUUCUCUCCUGCUAUAUCUCUCUCUUGUUAAUGAUCUUUCUUUCUUUCUCUUUUUCUUUUCUUUUUUUUCUUGCAUUGAUGCAAAUUUAUUAUGAGAUAAAUUGGAAGUAAAAGAUGUAAAUUAAGAUGAGUUUCUUAAUAUAAGAACAGAAGCUGUCAAGUUGCAAUCUUUCAUCAUCAAUUGAACCCUCUUGUUUUGUUUUUA